Molecule: messenger RNA, 765 nt
Organism: Sitophilus oryzae (rice weevil)
Lineage: Eukaryota; Metazoa; Arthropoda; Insecta; Coleoptera; Curculionidae
Exons: 3
Coding region: 53-694 (213 amino acids)
Source: RefSeq, a predicted model, not a curated record
CUAAUUCUAUAUUAUUUUGUUCGGGCCUGUGUGUGUUUUUUAUUUUUGCAAUAUGACUACCAUUCCGUGUACUUUACUAAUACAAAGUAAAGAUAAAUUUAAUUUUCCUACUAAAAUGCUUUUCGUUGUAACAAAACAAUUAUUUAGCUAUGGUAUCAAGGAUAUUUCCAUUAAAAAAAAUAUGGUUUUUGUUGCCCUUACAUACACCCCAAAAAAUACAACACUGCAAAAAAAAAUUGGGAAUUUGCCAGUUAGAUACGCAAGAUUGAAAAUCGACGAUGAAAUGGAAUUAAAAAUGCUUGAAAAAGCCUGGCACGAUUAUAAAUUUAAUUUAACUGAUGAGGAGGAACCCUCCAACGCUGUAAUAGCAAAUGAAAAAAAUAUUAUAUCUAUGCUAUGUGAUAGAUUUGCUAUGCUAUAUCUAUCACCGUCAUCACCAACACCACCACCACAAACAUCAACGUCCCGCCAAGAAAUUUCCGAGUCUGAAAUGACUUAUAUCGGCGACAAAAACAAUAGUGAGGAUCAUCACUCAUCAAAUUCAAAAAAAAAACGGAAACAUGAUGGAGGAGAUAUAAAGAAAAAUAAGAAAAUGGCACAAUUUGUAGACCCUAUUUUUAUUAUUGAAGGUGAAGAGGGUAGCUACGAAGGCGGCGGCGGCGGCAACAGUCAGGAAUCGCAAAGAUUUUUUUAAAAUAACUGUUUUCUCUCUCUUCUUGAAGGCAAUGUAUAAUAAAACUGAAUUAAAUAUACCGAUUUAAAAUU